Myxocyprinus asiaticus (Chinese sucker) is the source of this 2256-nucleotide messenger RNA. RefSeq names its product bisphosphoglycerate mutase-like. The record is from RefSeq and is a predicted model, not a curated record. Gene Ontology annotation, molecular function: intramolecular phosphotransferase activity. The transcript is spliced from 3 exons. The coding region runs from base 116 to 895 and encodes 259 amino acids. Gene Ontology annotation, biological process: glycolytic process. Lineage: Eukaryota; Metazoa; Chordata; Actinopteri; Cypriniformes; Catostomidae.
ACUUAAUCAAACUGUAUGUGUUUGUUGAUAGCGGCACUAGCCUCGGCUGCAGUGCUGCUGUUUACUGUGGGCUGGGCGGAUUCUCAUCUAAAGGCCUCCAUACUGCAUCUUCCUGAUGUCCAAAUACAAACUUUUCCUGCUCAGGCAUGGAGAAGGGGCCUGGAACAAGGAGAACCGCUUCUGCAGCUGGGUUGACCAGAAACUUAGCAAGAAUGGGGUGGUGGAAGCCCAAGAGUGUGGUAGGCUCUUAAAAGAACAGGGGUACCAAUUUGACCAUGUUUUUACUUCAAUACUGAGCCGCUCCAUCCAGACAGCCUGGUUGGUGCUGGAGGCCAUGGGCCAAGAGUGGGUCCCAGUCACCAAAUCCUGGAGGUUAAAUGAGCGGCAUUAUGGUGCCCUAAUCGGCCUUAACCGGGCUGAAAUGGCAUUGAACCAUGGUGAGGAACAGGUUAAACUGUGGAGGCGUAGCUAUGAUAUCACUCCACCCCCCAUAAAUGAGUCACAUCCCUUUUAUGCUGAAAUUUAUAACGACCGCAGAUACAGUACGUGUGAUGUUCCGAAAGAGGAACUGCCCAAAACAGAAAGCCUGAAGGAGGUGUUGGACAGACUUCUGCCAUACUGGAAUGAUGUCAUUGUACCGGUGAUCAAGACUGGCCAAACUGUCCUCAUCUCUGCACAUGGCAACAGCUGCAGAGCCUUGCUUAAACAUUUGGAAGAUAUAUCGGAAGCAGACAUUGUCAGUGUAACCUUGCCCACGGGAGUACCAGUCUUACUGGAGCUGGAUGAGGAUCUUCGACCCAUCAAACCCCGUCAGCUCCUGGGUGACCAGGCCAAAAUACAGGCAGCUAUCAAAAAGGUAGAGGAUCAGGGAAAGGUCAGUGCAGGAACUAAAUAAGGAUUCUUUGUGAAGAGUCAAAACCAUGCAGAAAGGAGUUAUUCAAAAAGUAAAGUUAUUGGCACUAAAAGUUGCUCAAUAUGUCCUGAAGCACUGAUCAUUAUACCAGGUAAGGAUAGUUGCAGCAAAUAGGUCAGCUCCUCUAACUGUUGGAGUCUUUAUUGAGGCACAGGUUUCUGAUUCAAAAUACAGAUUUAUUACGAAUAUUUUCUCAUUGCAGUAGAAGUAAAAUGCAAUAGUAGAUACUGAUAUCAAUUUAUUUAAACUGGUCUUUUACUGAAACAUGUUUAUUUUUUGUUAGCUUUUUCAUCCAAACCUGUUAUUUUCUGAAAAACAGUGGUGCCUUUGGAAAAAAUAGAAUCUGUAAAUUGUCUAAUAAAAAUGGAUUGAUAGUAAUGUAGAGCUAAUUCUAACCAUUUGUGUUUUCAAAACAAGAAAUACUGGGAGAAUUCCAAAUAGAAAGGGAUCAUUCGAAAAAGUAGUACAAAAAGAGAAAGAGCUUAUCCCUGCAGAAAUCAAUAUGUGACCAUCCAGAGUUACCUUGAUAUAUUGACUCCACUGUCAGGACCUUCCAAGGCACAGCUGAAACCUAAUUGUAUCCCAAAAUGUUUUAAUCAAGCUUUAUUAAGUGUAAUCUGUGUCCAGGAAACCAGCCCCUAUUAUUUGGUAUGAUGGACUUCAUUGGAAGCAUGUAGGGUUCAUUUCUGAAUUUGAAAAAAUAUUUAGUGCCAUUUGCACUGGUAGCAUAUGCUUGCUAAAUUUUAGAAAGGGACACUUUGUUUUUAAGUGAAUGUAUUUAUUAGCAGAAAUAUGAAUGUAAGUGUUAAGACUAACCUAUAUUCAGUUUUAAGAUGAGCCGCCUCAUGCAACAGCAAAUGCAACUCUCACUAGCUCUUUUUUACUGUACUUCUUUAUGUUGUACCAACCAACAUUAACCAAAACUUGUGCAAAGAGAACAGCAAAUAGCGUGCGCUCAGCUGCUCUGCACAAAUAGUUGUUUGAAAUAUAUGUGCAUUGUAAUACCUGUGUUUUGUUUAUUUUGUGUAUUUAAUGUUGCACAACACUGUACUGUACUGUAUCAAUAGAGAAAAUGUUAUAUGUUUGUACUCCUUUGUUAUAAUGGUCAUGGAUUUCACUGUUACAUGUCUACUCCUGCUUAACUUCUAUGAUAGAGUUUUGGGACAUUAUAAUUCAUGGUUUAUUUUUCACCAUUCUGCAGCACUGGUAUGCUAAGAUUAGCACAUCCCUUAUCUUAGAAGUUCUCAAGUGGUAAAACAUUUCACACCUAUUACAUUUUGAAAUAGUUUAUUGUAGAAUAAUGUAAAAGAAUAAAGAUUACAAUUAUAAAUGUGGUUAAUGAG